Aspergillus terreus NIH2624 is the source of this 705-nucleotide messenger RNA. Its product is annotated as glycoside hydrolase family 12 protein. The transcript has 3 exons. Gene Ontology annotation, molecular function: cellulase activity. The coding region runs from base 1 to 705 and encodes 234 amino acids. The record is from RefSeq and is a predicted model, not a curated record. Gene Ontology annotation, biological process: polysaccharide catabolic process. Lineage: Eukaryota; Fungi; Ascomycota; Eurotiomycetes; Eurotiales; Aspergillaceae.
AUGAAGACCAUUUCGAUCCUCUCUCUGGCCGCAGCUGUUGCUGCCCAGGAGCUCUGCGAGCAAUAUGGCACCCACACCAGUGGCCAAUACACCAUCAACAACAACAUGUGGGGGAAGGACUCAGGAUCGGGAUCCCAGUGUACCUAUUUCGACGGCGUCUCGGGUGACGGUGUUGCGUGGCACACCACCUGGAAUUGGUCUGGGGGCGAGAACUCGGUGAAGAGCUACCCGAACUCUGGCGUGCAGCUGGAGAAGAAGUUCGUCAGCGACAUCUCGAGUAUUCCCACCACCGCCAAAUGGAGCUACGACAACACCGAUAUUAGGGCAGAUGUUGCGUAUGAUCUGUUCACCGCCGCCGAUAUCAACCAUGUCACCUACAGCGGCGACUAUGAGCUCAUGAUCUGGCUUGGUCGGUAUGGAGAUGUCGCACCAAUCGGAUCCCAGGUGGGCACUGCUGAUGUGGGCGGCACGACCUGGCAAGUCUGGAAUGGCAUGAACGGCGACAUGAACGUGUAUAGCUUCGUCGCUCCGAGCCCUGUCACCUCCUUCAACACGGAUAUCAAGGAUUUCUUCACCCACUUGACCGACAGCUAUUCUUUCCCUGCAAGCUCCCAGUACCUGAUCAACCUACAAUUUGGUACUGAACCCUUUACCGGUUCUCAGAGCACCUUGACUGUUUCGCAGUGGUCUGCUAGUGUGGCAUGA